This is a messenger RNA of Prinia subflava (tawny-flanked prinia), 2756 nucleotides long. RefSeq names its product DNA (cytosine-5)-methyltransferase 1-like. NCBI's taxonomy places the organism in Eukaryota, Metazoa, Chordata, Aves, Passeriformes, Cisticolidae. Gene Ontology annotation, molecular function: zinc ion binding; DNA binding; chromatin binding. The record is from RefSeq and is a predicted model, not a curated record.
GCCCCCCGCCCGGCCCCCGCCGCCUCCCGAUGCCGGCCCGCGCCGCGCCGCUGCCGCCGGCCCCGCUGCCCGCCGAGCUGCGCCGACGGCUGCAGGACCUGGAGCGGGAUGAGGAGAACCUGGGAGAGAAGGAGAGCGUCCAGGAGAAGCUGAGCCUCAUCCACGGCUUCCUGCAGGCCGAGGUGCAGCUGCAGCUCAGCGAGCUCGAGGCGAAGCUGCGCCGCGAGGAGCUCUCCGAGGAGCGUUACCUGGCCAAGGUGAAGGCGCUGCUGCGCCAGGAGCUGUCGGCGCAGAAUGGCGGCGGCGCCGGCGGCUCCGGCAGCGACGGCGAGGACUCGGAGCGCGCCGGCGACGACGACGGCGCCGCCAUGGAGCUCGGCGGGGACGCCCCGGCGCCGUCCCGCGCCGGCAGCGCCGCACGGGCGAGGAAAUCCCGCCGGGGCCGCUCCAACGGAGACGCCAGAAAGUCCCCGGGCAGCUCCCGCGUCACGCGCAGCUCGGGCCGGCAGCCGUCCAUCCUCAGCCUCCUGUCCAAAGGCUCCAACAAGCGGAAGUCGGAGGAGGCCAACGGGGAGGCGAAGCCGGAGCUGAUGAGCCUGGACAGGGAGGAGGAGGAGCUGGAGGACAAGGAUCAAGACGAGAAAAGGAUGAAAAUGGAAACCAAAGACGGGUCGGAAAUCAAAGACGAAAUCCCUCAGGUUAAAAUCACUGCCUCUGCUAAAACCACCCCCCCAAAAUGCCUCGACUGCCGGCAGUACCUGGACGACCCCGACCUCAAAUUCUUCCAAGGAGACCCCGACGACGCCCUGGAGGAGCCCGAGAUGCUGACGGACGAGCGCCUCUCCAUCUUCGACGCCAACGAGGACGGAUUCGAGAGCUACGAGGACCUGCCCCAGCACAAGGUCACCGCCUUCAGCGUCUACGACAAGAGGGGACACCUCUGUCCCUUCGACUCCGGCCUCAUCGAGAGGAACAUCGAGCUCUACUUCAGCGGCGUCGUCAAACCCAUCUACGACGACAACCCCUGCCUGGACGGGGGGGUGAGAGCCAAGAAGUUGGGGCCCAUCAACGCCUGGUGGAUCACCGGCUUCGACGGCGGCGAGAAGGCGCUCAUCGGCUUCAGCACCGCCUUUGCCGACUACAUCCUGAUGGAGCCGAGCGAGGAGUACGCGGCCACCUUCGCGCUGAUGCAGGAGAAGAUCUACAUGAGCAAGAUCGUGGUGGAGUUCCUGCAGAACAACCGGCACGUCAGCUACGAGGACCUGCUCAACAGGAUCGAGACCACGGUGCCGCCGGCGGGGCUCAACUUCAACCGCUUCACCGAGGACUCUCUGCUGCGGCACGCGCAGUUCGUGGUGGAGCAGGUGGAGAGCUACGACGAGGCCGGCGACAGCGACGAGCCCCCGGUGCUCAUCACGCCCUGCAUGAGGGACCUCAUCAAGCUGGCAGGCGUCACCCUGGGCAAGAGGCGCGCCGUGCGGCGCCAGGCCAUCCGGCACCCCACGCGCAUCGACAAGGACAAGGGUCCCACCAAGGCCACCACCACCAAGCUGGUGUACCUCAUCUUCGACACCUUCUUCUCGGAGCAGAUCGAGAAGGACGAGCGCGAGGACGACAAGGAGAACGCCACCAAACGCCGGCGCUGCGGCGUCUGCGAGGUGUGCCAGCAGCCCGAGUGUGGCAAGUGCAAGGCGUGCCAGAACAUGGUCAAGUUCGGGGGCAGCGGCCGCAGCAAGCAGGCGUGUCUGCAGAGGAGGUGUCCCAACCUGGCGGUGCGCGAGGCAGACGAGGACGAGGAGGUCGAUGACAACAUCCCCGAGAUGCCCUCGCCGCGGAAGAUGCUGCAGGGCCGCAAGAAGAAACAGAACAAGAGCCGCAUCUGCUGGGUGGGGGAACCUGUCAAGAGCGACGGCAAGAAGGAUUAUUACCAACGCGUGAGCAUCGACUCCGAGACGCUGGAGGUGGGAGACUGCGUGUCCGUGAGCCCCGACGACCCCACCAAGCCCCUCUACCUGGCCAGGGUGACGGCCAUGUGGGAGGACAGCGGUGGCCCCAUGUUCCACGCUCACUGGUUCUGCCCGGGCUCGGACACGGUCCUGGGGGCCACCUCGGACCCUCUGGAGCUGUUCCUGGUGGACGAGUGCGAGGACAUGCAGCUGUCCUACAUCCACGGCAAGGUCAACGUCAUCUACAAGGCGCCCUCGGACAACUGGGCCAUGGAGGGCGGGCUGGACACCGAGAUCAAGAUGGUGGAGGACGACGGCAGGACCUACUUCUACCAGAUGUGGUACGACCAGGAGUACGCGCGCUUCGAGAGCCCGCCCGGCGCGCGCCCCACCGACGACAACAAGUACAAGUUCUGCAUGAGCUGCGCGCGCCUGGACGAGGUGAGGCACAAGGAGAUCCCCAAGGUGGCCGAGCCGCUGGAGGAGGCCGACGGCAAAAUGUUCUACGGGGUGGCCACCAAAAACGGCGUCCAGUACCGCGUGGGCGACGGCGUUUACCUGCUGCCCGACGCCUUCUCCUUCAGCCUGAAGCCGGCCAGCCCCGCCAAGCGGCCGCGGAAGGAGGCGGUGGACGAGGAGCUGCACCCCGAGCACUACCGGAAAUCCUCGGAAUACAUCAAGGGCAGCAACCUGGACGCGCCCGAGCCCUUCCGCGUGGGCCGCGUGCGCAGCAUCUUCUGCAGCCUGCGCGGCAACGGCAAAGCCAACGAGGCCGACAUCAGGAUGGUGGUCAACAAGUUCUACAGGUGA